Molecule: messenger RNA, 951 nt
Organism: Psammomys obesus (fat sand rat)
Lineage: Eukaryota; Metazoa; Chordata; Mammalia; Rodentia; Muridae
Product: vomeronasal type-1 receptor 4-like
Exons: 1
Coding region: 1-951 (316 amino acids)
Biological process (GO): G protein-coupled receptor signaling pathway
Cellular component (GO): membrane
Molecular function (GO): pheromone receptor activity
Source: RefSeq, a predicted model, not a curated record
AUGAUGUUUCCAAGCAACUCCAUCUUGAGCGUUAUCUUCAUAUCCGAGCUCUGUGUGGGUGUCAUAGGAAACUCAUCGUUCCUCAUGGUGUAUGUUUACAGCUUCUUAAUCAAAGCUCACUUUAGCACACCUAUUGAUGCCAUUUACAUGCACCUAAUGAUAGUCAAUAUGUUGACGAUCAUAUUCCCUCUCAUACCAUAUAUCAUGUCAUCCUUUGGAGUACCCAUUUUUUUAGAUGAUGCUGGCUGUAAGGCCAUUUUAUAUGUAUACAGAGUCACCCAGGGUCUGUCCAUCUGCACCACCUCUAUUCUAAGCACAUUCCAAGCCAUCACCAUCACUCCCAGUAAUUCUAAAUGGUCAUUGCUUAAGCCUAAACUCUCUACAUGGACUUUUCGCUCCUUCCUGUUUUCCUGGUUCAUCAACUUACUCAUAUAUGUGCACAUCAUUGAGAGUGCGAUAGCAAAAAUCAAUUACACUGAUGUUGAUUUGGGAUAUUAUCAUCCUUACUGUAAACGCAGAGGACCUGAGUACCACAACUUAGAACUGUUCCUGAGUAUUAUCAUGAUAAGAGCUAUCUUCUUUUUGGCCAUCAUGAUGUGGACCAGUCUUUACAUGAUGACUCUCCUCUACAGACACCGCAAGAGAACCCAGCAUCUCCACAGCCCAAGCAUCUCCUCCCAUCCAUCUCCUGAACAAAGAGCCACUCAUAGCAUCUUGAUGCUGGUAAGCUGCUUUGUAUUAUUUUAUUUGUUGAAUAACUUCAUCACCCUUCCUGGGUUUUGUAUAUAUGAAAGAAUGCCAAGCCUGGGGGCAAUUACUGUAAUUAUAUCAUUAUUCUACCCCAUUUUCUGCCCAUUUUUAUUGAUGAACACUAAUAAAAUUAUUUCACAGUUUAUUUCUUCCAUACAAGUACUGAGAAUUACCUGUUUUCAAAGAGAAGUUGGUGACUGA